CUGGCACACAGACCUUUCUUAACAUUCGGUGGAAUGCGUAAGAGGAUGCCGUGUACAGUACUCCUAUUCAGCUUUUAGCAGAACUGUAAACACCUCGGACUGUCAAGGCUGGAGUGGGUGGAAGGAAGAAAACAUUUGAACAAGAUGUCUCCUGCUGGUUUUUGGAUAGUGCUGCUGCUGGGUUGUACAGCCCUGUGUCAUGCAGCACCUACCAUUGCCCCAACAGCACCUACCAAUAAUUCAACAGUUUCCCCAGAGGAACAAGACCUGGCUAAGGAAUACGUUUCUCAGUUCUACAGUGAUGUUGGGACAAAAAAUACCUCACUUCGAAGCCUCACUAAUAAUACCUUCCGCGAGGAUCUAGAGGCCAUGCAGGCCUUCUUUGGCCUGGAGGUGACUGGCGUCGUGAACAAUGAGACGAUUACGAUAAUGAAGUCACCUCGGUGUGGUGUGUCAGACAUCAGCCGAUAUGGUCACUUUGCUGGGAAACCCAGAUGGCAGAAGAGGCUAGUCACAUACAGAAUCACUCGGUACACUCCAGAUCUGACCCAGAGAGAGGUAGAUACAACCAUUGGUCAAGCCUUCCAGCUCUAUAGCGAUGUCAUCCCGCUGGACUUUAAACAGAUCUACAGCGGCACUGCAGACAUUAUGAUCCUCUUCAAGGGUGGAUAUCACGGGGACUUUUACCCUUUUGAUGGGGCGGGUGGAGUCUUGGCUCAUGCUAACUCUCCUGGACAGAAUCAGGGAGGGGACACACACUUUGAUGAUGAUGAAACCUGGACCCUAACCCGAAGAGGUGUGAAUUUGCUGCUGGUGGCAGCUCAUGAGUUUGGCCACGCACUGGGCCUGGAUCACUCUAGGGACAGACGUGCACUAAUGUUCCCCACUUAUCAAUAUGUCAACACCUACGGAUACAGGCUGCCAGAUGAUGACAGGCGUGGGGUUCAGGCCCUUUAUGGCAGCCGUAAACCACAGCCUACAGCAAAACCAACACAACCUGCGCCAGAUCCUGAACCAGAGCCGGAGGAACCAACAGAGGAUCCUCUGACAAAUCCCAAAGAUGAGCAGUGCAGCCGCGGGCUUGUGUUUGACGCUGCGACUUCCAUCAAAGGAGAACUCUAUUUCUUCAAAAAUGGAUACUAUUGGAGGAAGAAUUCACGGGGAAUCCGUUUAACUAAAGUGAGCAGAAAAUGGCCACGAAUUCAAUAUGUCGAUGCUGCCUUUGAAGUCCCAAACAAGGAUGUGGUUUAUUUGUUUGAAGGUAAUCAAUACUGGGGCAUAAGGGCUUCUGGCUUAAAGGCAAUCCUUCCAGGCUACCCAAAGUCUCUCACCAGCUUGGGCCUCCCUUCUUCGGUCAGUAAGGUGGAUGCAGCAGUCUAUGUGCCAACUACAGGAAAAACACUUAUUUUUGUCAAUAGACAGUAUUGGAGCUAUGAUGAGAGCAGAAAUCGAAUGGAUUACGGAUACCCACGAUUAAUCACUUGGGAUUUCUCUGGCAUAGGCUCCAAAGUUGAUGCAGCCUUUGAGAAUUAUGGGUAUCUAUAUUUCUCAUCUGGUGCCAGACAGAGUGAAUACUACCUGCCAUACAAGAGAGUCAUGCGUGUACUGCUGAACUAUGGCUGGCUCAACUGUUACUGAGAAGAGAUGCAACAACACAGUUAUGUACAGUCUAUGUCCAAGAUGUAACUGCAUGUAUAUCAUGAAAAAAAUGUAUGACGUGGGGAAGUCUCAGAGACAGAUGUUUUGUGGUCAAUGUUUUGUGGUUGAUGUUUAACAGGGCAGUCAAAUAAGGCAAAGGCCAGUCAGUGAUUAUCAUUCAAUCAAUUCUGUAAAUCAUCUUUGACCUGCUUAAAUGUUUGUUUUUUCUGUCCUGAAAUCUUUAAAGAAUGUACUGAGACGUUUACUCAUUUAGUGAUAUUAAAUUGCACAAUUUUGGGUGUAAAACGA
Larimichthys crocea (large yellow croaker) is the source of this 1947-nucleotide messenger RNA. RefSeq names its product collagenase 3. Gene Ontology annotation, biological process: collagen catabolic process; proteolysis; extracellular matrix organization. The transcript is spliced from 11 exons. Gene Ontology annotation, cellular component: extracellular matrix. NCBI's taxonomy places the organism in Eukaryota, Metazoa, Chordata, Actinopteri, Sciaenidae. Bases 145 to 1638 code for a protein of 497 amino acids. Gene Ontology annotation, molecular function: zinc ion binding; metalloendopeptidase activity. The record is from RefSeq and is a predicted model, not a curated record.